Fraxinus pennsylvanica is the source of this 720-nucleotide messenger RNA. Lineage: Eukaryota; Viridiplantae; Streptophyta; Magnoliopsida; Lamiales; Oleaceae. The record is from the annotation of a GenBank genome assembly.
AUGUCAGGCCCGCAGUGCUGCGAGAAUCCACCGACGCUGAGCCCGAGCAGCGGAGUCGGGUCGGUACUCGAAAUUGGAGGCCUGAAAUCGUACGUUUCGGGCUCUUCCGAUUCCAGUCUCGCCGUCAUCCUCGCCUCUGACGUUUACGGUUAUGAAGCACCCAACUUGAGGAAGCUUGCUGACAAAGUUGCAGCUACGGGCUUCUACGUGGUAGUUCCUGAUUUCUUCAAUGGAGAUCCAUUUGACCCUGCCAAUUCUGAGAAGCCUCUUCCAGUUUGGAAAGGACUGCACGAACCAGCUAAAGCAUUUGAAGAUACUAAGCUAGUUAUUUCAGCUCUAAAAAGUAAAGGCAUAUCUGCAAUUGGUGCAGCUGGAUUUUGCUAUGGGGCCAAGGUCGUAGUGGAGCUAGCAAAGGACGGCCUUAUUCAAGCUGGAGUGCUGUUGCAUCCAUCAUUUGUUACGGUGGAUGAUUUCAAGGAGGUUAAGGCUCCAAUGGCUAUUCUGGGAGCCGAGACUGACAUUCAUUCUCCUCCAGAGCUUGUCAAACAGUUUGAGAAGAUUUUGUCAUAUAAACCUGAGGUUGCUAGCUUUGUGAAAGUAUUUCUCGAUGUUGCUCAUGGAUGGACUGUGAGGUACAAUUUGGAGGACGAGAAGGCUGUUAAAUCUGCCGAAGAAGCCCAGACCGACAUGCUGAAUUGGUUUGUUAAGUAUGUCAAGUAG